AUGUCCAUUCGAGCUGGACUGGCACGCGUCCAGCCUAGAAGCGUUAACCUGGGAGCUGGCGUGAGACUCUGCCGUCAGACACUCUGCAACCCCGCUCGUUCAAACGCCAUCCGACCGUCGCUUCCUGCGACCGCCAUCGGUAGUCUUCGCGUCGCGGACACUCAGCGGCGCUUUCUCAAUGGGCUUCCUAAGCACGCUGAAGUAGGCAACAAGCGGUUUGCCGACUUUGACCUGGCCGGUAGAACAUUUGUCGUGACCGGCGGCGCGAGAGGUCUUGGCCUUGCGCUGGCAGAGUCACUUGUGGAAGCGGGAGGGAAAGGUAACUUGUCGACGAUACUGGAGCGUCCAGACGCCGAUUGGCAUCAGGCACAGAGUCGGGUAGUCCCCGAAUGGGGCGGCUCCUUGGAGUAUCGCCAGAUAGAUGUCCGCUGCACGGAGAACCUCAACAAUGUCAUCGAGUCCAUAGCAGACGAGAACAACGGUCUCCACGGUCUCAUCGCGGCUGCGGGGAUCCAGCAGGUGACUCCAGCGGUGGAGUACACGAUAGAAGAUGCCCGCAAGAUGAUAGACGUUAACUUCACGGGCGUGUUCAUGACGGCAACGGCGACCGCCCGCGCCAUGUUCAAGCACAAGAGCCGCGGCAGCAUGUGCCUCAUAGCGAGCAUGUCCGGGCUCGUCGCCAACAAGGGCCUCAUAUGCCCCGUCUACAACUCCUCCAAAGCGGCGCUGAUCCAGCUGGCCCGCAACCUGGCCAUGGAGUGGAGCCCCAACAUCCGCGUCAACUGCCUCAGCCCAGGCCACACGCUGACGCCCAUGGUGCUCAAGAAUUUUGAAGAGGAUCCGGGGCUGCGGGACAAGUGGUGCAGCGAGAACAUGAUGGGUCGUCUCGCCGAGACUAGUGAGUACAAGGGCGCUGCGCUAUUCCUGCUGAGCAACGCGAGUAGCUUCAUGACGGGAGGAAAUUUGGUAAUAGACGGCGGGCAUACGGCAUGGUGA
This is a messenger RNA of Purpureocillium lilacinum, 996 nucleotides long. NCBI's taxonomy places the organism in Eukaryota, Fungi, Ascomycota, Sordariomycetes, Hypocreales, Ophiocordycipitaceae. The record is from RefSeq and is a predicted model, not a curated record.